Messenger RNA from Poeciliopsis prolifica (blackstripe livebearer), 4334 nucleotides. Its product is annotated as PHD finger protein 20-like. The record is from RefSeq and is a predicted model, not a curated record. Gene Ontology annotation, cellular component: nucleus; NSL complex. NCBI's taxonomy places the organism in Eukaryota, Metazoa, Chordata, Actinopteri, Cyprinodontiformes, Poeciliidae. Gene Ontology annotation, biological process: regulation of transcription by RNA polymerase II.
CUGGCGCAUGCGCUGUGCAUCCGUCGGAGUAUGAGGAGCAGCUGAGGAGCAGAUCCGGAGAUGAAGACUCCACCAGACAGGUCAGGAAUCACCUUCGAGGUCGGAGCUCAGCUGGAGGCGCGAGAUCGACAAAAGAACUGGUACGCUGCCACUAUUGAGAAGAUCGAUUAUGACAAGGAGCGGGUUCUGGUCCAUUACCGCCAGUGGAGCCGUCGACACAACGAGUGGUUCCACUGGAGCUCGCCGUACCUCCGUCCGCUGGAGCGGGUCAGCCUGAGGAGGCAGGGCCUGACGCCGCCGCAGGCCCAGCCGGUCUUCGUUUUAGGCUCCAAAGUUCUGGCCUGUUGGACCGACUGCCGCUUCUACCCGGCAAAAAUCCUCAUCAACAAAGACGAUUCGUACACGGUGCGGUUCUACGACGGCGUGGUCCAGACGGUGAAGCCGACCAAAAUCAAACCCUUCCACGAAAGGUCCAGAUCAGAGAGGAGCGCAGUGGGGAGCGAGGGAUGGGAGGAGGGCGAGAGUGAGGAAGAGGAGCAGAACCCCAAAGAGGAGGGAGGCCAGGAGACGCAGGAGGAGGAGGAGAAGGAAGGAGGGAAAGAAGAGGAGACUUCAGAGGAGAAGGAAGGAGCUGAGGAAAAGGAGGAGGAGGAGAGGAAGACAACAGAGUCUUCUUCCUCUCAUUCACCAACGAAGAAGAAGACAGAAAACAACAGAAGUGAUGUAGUUCAGAAACAGCCAAUCACAGCAGACUCCACCCUGGCAGCAGUUCCUAACCCCCACAUUGACAAAGACGUCCUGAUGGAGCGCCAGGCUCACCUUCCCACCACACACAAGUUCAGCAGAGAGCCAUUGUACAGGGUGAUAAAGAACCAGCCUCCUCCUAUCCUGUCCAUCGAGCUGGACCACAACCCCUUCAAGUGUCCGGCUGCCGGCUGCUCCAAGUCCUUCAGGAAGGCCAGCCUGCUGCACUACCACAUCAAGUACUACCACUCUGAGCAGCAGCUGGACGCCGGCGAGCCCGAGGCCUCCAGGAGGAAAAGGUCUGCUUCUGAAGGAGGCGACUUCCCGUCCGGCAAGAAGGCCGACGUCCAGACCGGCAGCUGUCGCCGUGAUGACAGAGAGCAGAGCAUCAUGGAGCUGAAGAAGGAGGAGAGGAAGGAAAAACCAGGAGGACACGACAGGAAGGAGAGGAAGCACUUCCUGCGCGUCAAACUGAGGAAGAAGAAAAAGAAGAAGAAGAAGAAGAGCCACUCAGGAUUCGGCAGCAGCGACGACGACGCGCCGGACCGACCGCCGGACCGACCGCCGCUCACGCUGAAGCUUUCACACUCACACGUUGACGACGGCAGCGACUGGUCGACGCUGACGGCUGAGAGCGGCGAGGACACGUCCUGGCCUGUUGCCACAGAAACAGAGGACUGUGAGGUGGUGAGGUGUGUGUGCGAGGUGGACGAAGAGAACGACUUCAUGAUUCAGUGCGAGUCGUGUCUCUGCUGGCAGCAUGGAACCUGCAUGGGUCUGUAUGAAGACAACGUUCCUCACAACUACAUCUGUUAUUACUGCAGGCAGACCUCAGGCUGGAGGCGGGCCCAGCGCUUCCUGUCUGAACCUGAUUUGCUGAUCUCGGGUCACAUGUUCGGCCUGUCCUGCGUGAAGGAGAACUACUCAGAGAUCAACGCCUCCAAGAUCUCCCACACCAGCCACCUGCUGGCCCAGACGCACAGCCUGCACCAGGUCCUGAGCGGCCUGCAGCUCAAGAUCAGCCUGCUGCACGCUCCGUCCCACCCCGACCUGCAGCUGUGGAGAUCGCCAUGGCGACAGGAGGAGGCUCUGAGCCUGACGUCCGGCCAGCAGGACGAGCCGCCCAUCUGCUACGUCAGCAGCGAGCACUGCUACCAGAAGCCAGAGGCAUCAUGGGAAGUGGCUGAGGAAAAGGUAGGAGAGCCUGAAGAUCUGAGGAAACAACCUUCUCUGAGCAUCAUGGACGCCAACGCCGUGUGCCACUCAGACGCUCGCUUCUUCUUCAGCAUCAAGCCGGAGAGCCACUCGGAGGACGCCGGCCACGCCCACAGACAGGCCGCCGUGUCUGUGGCUCAGUGUCGGCUCAACCUGCUGGAGCACGUGGAGGCGCUGCAUCACCAGAUCACCGCCAGGAUGGACCUGAUCGAGCGAGAGCUGGACGUUCUGGAGUCUUGGCUGGAUCACUCUGGGGAGCUGGAGCCUCCGGAUCCUUUGUCCCGCCUCCCGCAGCUGAAGCAGCGAAUCAGGCGCCUGCUGAGCGACCUGUGUACGGUGCGGCGCCUGGCAGUCUGCCGCUGAGCGACCGACAGCCGCAGGCGAGUGGAAACGUAACGCUCUGUGAGUCGGUUCUGCUGGAAGAACUUUUUUGUAAAAAGAGACUAAACCCAGAGCUGACCUCCAUGACCUGUCCUCUGAUUGGCUGGCUGCUCCGGUUACAGACGCACCUCCGAACAUGAACACAGAUCAUUUUAUAACUCAGAUUUUGUAAUUGCACUAAUGUUAAUACCAACUGUAUUUUUUUCUGUUUUGUAAUCUUAAAAGAAAAAAACACAAUGAUGAGUUUUAAAGUUUGUUGGAACCACAAAGUUUUUUUUUCUUCCCAGCAGCAGAGUUUCAUUUUCAUCCCCAGAAGCUUCAUUUGUUCAGCUGUAAACAGAUGUCUGCAGAAUACCUGGGAGUGCCUGCAGGGGGCGCCUCCUUUCUUCUUCUAUGGUUUUAGGUUUAUGUUUUAACGGCUGUUUUGAAUAAGAACUGGGCUCAGCAGAUCUGGGCCAGAAUCAGCAGAUGGUCCCACUGUGUGUUUACUGGCUUACCAGUAAACAAACGAGCCACAGCCACUGACCCACUGGUCCCACUGGUCUCUCUGGUCCCACUGGUCCCACUGGUCUCUCUGGUCCCACUGGUCCCACUGGUCUCUCUGGUCCCACUGGUCCCACAGGUCUCUCUGGUCCCACUGGUCUCUCUGGUCCCACAGGUCCCACAGGUCCGGGAUGAGCGGGGCGGCUCGGCGCACAGCUUUGACGUCAGUUUAAUUGAGAUGUUUUGUAGAAUAAACCAGAUUAAACUCCUGAUGGAUCAGGACAGAUUUAUUUCUGAGAUUCUGGCUCGGUUCCACUGGAGGACAGAUGUAGGAUCAUCUGAGCUCAAUCGUUCCGUCUGAUAUGUGAUGACAGCAGAAUUGAUCCAACCCUUUUGGUCUCGGAUCUCCUCUGUGAUCCAUUGGUCGGGUCUGGUUCAACAGUUCUGCAGACUUCCUGAAGUUUCCUCUGAAAAGCUGCUGUUUUACUUCCAGUCCCUGAUUGUUCCAGCUUUAUUAGAGUUAGCACUGUGGAGGUUCUGGUUCUGCUGCGGUUCUGUUACCCGCCUGAUCUUCUGGAUCAGAUGAUGGAGAUGAUGAUCCAGGACAUCAUCGUCUGAGGCAACGAGAAACGCCUGCAGCAGCAGCUCCAUCUAUCGGCCAUCAUAGUUCGGAAAAGCUCUAAAUUAAGUUUCUGGUCAAAAGGCUGAAACCUGAAACAAUAAAAUCCUGGCAGCCAAAUGACAAAUAUUAAUCUGAGUGAAACUGGAUUCACGUUUGGAUGAUUCAUCUGCUGAACUCCAGAUAUUUAACUUCACAGAAGCUGAAUGAAACUGACGAUUUGGCCUUUAAUGCGUUUGUGCAGCAGAUCCGGCAGGAAUGUCUGGUUCCAACUAAAACCUGUUUCUAUGUACAUACAGCUUAAGUUUUGUCAUAUCCACUUAAAUAUUAGCUGUUUUAAUGAAGACAACGUGUAAAAUCAGCUCCUAAAAGCUCCCAGAUCUUAGAUUCUGUUUUUCUUUAGUUUUAUUUUUGCAUCGGUGCUUUAUGAGCUUCCCUCUGCAUACAAGCAGAAUCAGUUUUCUUUCUCACCGUUUCAACAUUUUUUUUUUUUUUUUUUACUGAGCCAAGAGAGCUGCUUCGUUUCAGUUCAGAGCUUCUUCACACCAUGGCUUGGAAAUGUACAAAUGUUAAUCUGAAUGUUUUUACGCUUGUAUAAGAAACUGUACAAACCUGUAGAUUUAUUUUGAUAGAGAGACGGAUGGACCGUUUUUCAGAGGAAAGUAGAUUUUUUCCUGAAAGUAAAGCAGUAAAAUGUAUCCAACACUUUGUUCUAUUCGCUGGUUUUGAUCCGAUGGCGACGCCUUCAGAGCUUCUGUUUCCUGUCGGUAGUUUAGACGUCCAGCUCUAGAUGUUCCUCAUUAACCCGUCGAAGCUUCGCUGUUCAUUUAGUUUCAGGCUGAAGGUUUUUGUUUUUCAGAGAUUCUUCUGUUGAAUAAAAAUGUUGAAACAU